Molecule: messenger RNA, 669 nt
Organism: Platichthys flesus (European flounder)
Lineage: Eukaryota; Metazoa; Chordata; Actinopteri; Pleuronectiformes; Pleuronectidae
Product: taste receptor type 2 member 8-like
Exons: 1
Coding region: 1-669 (222 amino acids)
Biological process (GO): sensory perception of taste; G protein-coupled receptor signaling pathway
Cellular component (GO): membrane
Molecular function (GO): G protein-coupled receptor activity
Source: RefSeq, a predicted model, not a curated record
AUGACGUGUUACGCUCGGCUAAACUUCUACUACUAUGUCCAGAUUGUCCCUGCAAGGCGAGCUCUUUGGAUCUGGGUAAAGAGGAACAUAAAGUCUGUCAUGAUCUGGGCCUUUCUUUUCGACCAGAUGGUUCUUCUGCUCAACUCCGUUUUUAAUGUGUUACAUCAAUUUUCCGUGUGCUAUACAUACUCUAACUGCACAAGGACAGAAUAUAGCAAUUACCCGGACCUGUUGAACUUUUUUAUGUUUUACAUCUUCAUAGCUUACAUCCUGGUGUGUCUGUGUGUCACAAGCGUUUCUAGCUUCUCAACGAUCCUCUACCUCUACAGACACAUGAGAAAUGUGGCCCUGAGCGGCAGCAGCUUCAACGCGCCGAGGAAUCAAAGACAUAUGAGAGUGGCCAUCACUGGCGCCUGCCAAGGAGCCAUGUACUUCCUCUAUGCCACCUACUACCUCUCAAGCUCAUUGAGUAAUUUCUACUUGCCAAACUUUUUCUUAGGUUACUGGGCCCUUUUUACUGUCGCCUCUCUGUUCAUAUCAGGCACCACGGUCAACCUUGGGAUCGGUCAGACUGUAUUCAGGCAAAGGGCAGCCAGAACAUGGACGGCACUCAAAGCACUGUGUAAUGUUGGAGUGGUAACAAGUGAUAGCCAGCUGACAUCGGGUUAA